GCACUUGGUGUCAGACUUUCAGUACCAUCAAGUAUCCAUUAGAGAGAUUAAAUCUCCUUUUCUCCAUGCCGGGAUAUUCAGAGUUCUACUUCAAUGUGGACCAUGGCUACUUGGAAGGUCUGGUCCGAGGGUUCAAAGCAGGAAUCUUGACAAGUGCAGACUACACCAAUUUAGCACAGUGUGAGACCCUAGAAGAUCUAAAGUUACAUCUACAGACUACAGACUAUGGCAACUUCUUGGCUAAUGAAACUGAUCCUCUCACUAUUUCCACCAUCGAUGAUAAACUGAAAACAAAACUACUCACGGAAUUUCAUUACUUCAGAAACCAUGCUUUUGAACCACUUGCCACUUUUCUGAAUUUUAUCACAUACAGCUAUAUGAUUGACAACGUAAUUCUUUUAAUAACUGGCACGUUACAUCAGCGGCCUCUUGCUGAACUUGUUCCCAAGUGCCAUCCACUGGGAUGUUUUGAGCAAAUGGAAGCAGUCAGCAUUGCCUCAAACCCCACUGAGCUGUUCAAUGCAAUUUUGGUUGACACACCAUUAGCUGCUUUCUUUCAAGACUGCUUGUCUGAAAAUGACCUGGAUGAAAUGAACAUUGAAAUAAUGCGCAACAAACUGCACAAGUCUUAUCUUGAGGCAUUUUAUAAGUUUUGUGAAAAACAAGGUGGUACUACAGCAGAAAUAAUGAGACCGAUUCUUGAGUUUGAGGCUGACAGACGUGCCUUUAUCAUCACCAUUAAUUCAUUUGGCACUGAGCUGAGUAAAGAUGACCGAGAGAAGCUGUAUCCAACCUGUGGAAAACUGUAUCCAGAAGGUUUACACCUCUUGGCUAAUGCAGAAGACUACGAGCAAGUGAAGAGUGUUGCAGAUUACUAUGCAGAAUACAAGGCUGUGUUUGGAGGUGUCGGGAGUGGCACUGGAGAAAAGACACUGGAAGAUGCAUUUUUUGAACAUGAGGUAAAGCUGAAUGUACUUGCAUUCAACAACCAGUUUCAUUAUGGUAUAUUUUAUGCCUAUGUAAAGCUAAAGGAACAAGAAUGCAGGAAUAUUGUAUGGAUUGCUGAAUGCAUUUCUCAGAGACACAGAACCAAAAUUAACAACUACAUUCCGAUUUUCUAAAUCUGAGAAUUUAUAAUCCUUUAAUGCCUGAAAAGA
Molecule: messenger RNA, 1157 nt
Organism: Calypte anna (Anna's hummingbird)
Lineage: Eukaryota; Metazoa; Chordata; Aves; Apodiformes; Trochilidae
Gene: ATP6V0D2
Product: ATPase H+ transporting V0 subunit d2
Exons: 8
Coding region: 66-1121 (351 amino acids)
Biological process (GO): vacuolar transport; vacuolar acidification; proton transmembrane transport
Cellular component (GO): vacuolar proton-transporting V-type ATPase complex; proton-transporting V-type ATPase, V0 domain; lysosomal membrane
Molecular function (GO): proton-transporting ATPase activity, rotational mechanism
Source: RefSeq, a predicted model, not a curated record